Molecule: messenger RNA, 667 nt
Organism: Vombatus ursinus (common wombat)
Lineage: Eukaryota; Metazoa; Chordata; Mammalia; Diprotodontia; Vombatidae
Gene: FUOM
Product: fucose mutarotase
Exons: 6
Coding region: 97-564 (155 amino acids)
Biological process (GO): fucose metabolic process
Molecular function (GO): fucose binding; racemase and epimerase activity, acting on carbohydrates and derivatives
Source: RefSeq, a predicted model, not a curated record
CGCUGCUCCGGAAGGUCCGCCAGGACCUCGCCUCCCAGCUGGUCCCAACCCACUCCGGCAGGCCACGAGGCAGGUGGCUACACGUCGCCCCGGACCAUGGUGGUGCUCAAGGGAAUCCCUGCGCUGCUCUCCCCGGAGCUGCUCUUCGCCCUGGCAAAGAUGGGGCAUGGAGACGAGAUUGUUCUUGCCGAUGCCAACUUUCCUACUUCUUCCAUAUGCCGGAAUGGCCCAGUGGAAGUCAGAGCAGAUGGCUUGGGCAUCCCACAGCUACUGGAGUCCAUUUUGAAGCUGCUACCCUUGGAUACUUAUGAGCCAAAUUCGGUAAUGGUAAUGGACCCGGUAGAGAGUGACAAGGCCAAAGGUCUCCAGACACCUGAUGUGUGGCAAACCUACAAAAGCUUCCUGUCUCAGGCCGGCUUCAAGGCAGACCUGUGGAAGAUGGAAAGAACCAGUUUUUAUGAACAGGCAAAAAAAGCUUUUGCUGUGGUUGCAACAGGAGAAACAGCUCUAUAUGGGAACAUAAUUCUCAAGAAAGGUGUGAUUGCCCCACAGGAGCAGCACUAGGCCCUGAGGAUGAAGAAGACUUGGUUUCAGCCAUCAGAAGACACAUCCAUUCCUCGAUUCUGGAAUGAUCACUUACACUAAUAAAUACAUACAUUGGCUCUCA